Messenger RNA from Spodoptera litura, 1806 nucleotides. Lineage: Eukaryota; Metazoa; Arthropoda; Insecta; Lepidoptera; Noctuidae. The record is from RefSeq and is a predicted model, not a curated record.
UGACCUUUCUACUGCAUCAACAUUGCAAAUUUUUGUUCUUCUCAGUUCAGUAACAUUGUAAUAAGAUCCAAACUGCUAAAUAAAUAUCCAAUUAACAUAGAGGUUCAUCAGGAACAGAAUCUUCCUCCAAAAAAAAAAACAAAACCAGCUCAAAAAAUAUUUCAGACAAAAGAUAAAAAUACCAUAUCGAUCAAACGAGAUUCUACAUGUCUUAUCAAAUACAUCGAUAUAGAAGAAGUAACUUUUAUCUAUCGGUUUAAAAAAAUAGGUCUCCGUAUAUAAGCCGGCAAGCACAAGAGCUCGCCUUUAUUUCACACGGACAAAGCAGACGUGACGCAACUCCUAUAACUUAAAAUGAACAAAAUUCUCAUAAGACUAGUGAUUGUUUCGGCCAUUGGGGUUUUGAGUCAAACCUCACGAAAUGAUAUCCCAGAAGAUGCCACGAUGACCUUCAGUGAGCUAGCUGACAAGUACGGGCACAAAGCUGAAGAACAUGACGUCAUCUCUGGGGGCGGGUAUAUCCUGACGCUGUUCCAUAUCCCUGGAGAUAAACAUCGGCCGAUACUUCUCAUACACGGCGCCAUCGACUCCGCCGACAGCUACAUCAUGAGGGGCAACACGUCACUGGCCAUCGCGUUAGCAAGGGACAAAUACGACGUGUGGGUCAUGAAUUACCGCGGCAACAGAUACGCGCGCCGACACACCAGCAUGGACGCCGACUCUAACCAAGAGUACUGGGACUUUAGUCUCACAGAAAUAGGAUACUAUGACGUACCAGCUAACAUCGACUAUGUUCUGAAGAAAACUGGUGAAGACAAAUUAAGUGUGAUCGGAUAUUCAGAGGGAACCACAUCCAUGUACCUUCUAGGAGCCACGCGGCCCGAGUACAACGAUAAAGUUAAGAUAUUCAUAUCGUUGGCUCCAGUCUGUACCCUAAAAAACACAAAACCUUUGGCAUCAAUAGUAAUACAGCUAGCACCAUUGUUAAACGUCGCACUGGAAAUGAUCAACAGCAACGAAUUAAUGGGACAGAACUCUACGUUACGAGCCUUAUUUACCGAUGUAUGCUCUCGGAAAGCUGGAUACGAAGUGUGUUUGAUUAAUGGACUGUUCCUUCUGACUGGUGCUGAUGCUAAGGAGAUAGAGCCAGAGUUCUUCCCUGUGGUUGUAGGACACUUUCCGGCCGGGACCUCAAGGAAGAAUAUAAACCAUUUAGUGCAGAUAAGCUUAAGCGGGAAGUUUAGGGACUAUGACUACGGAAUGAUGAAGAAUAUGGAAAAGUAUAGGAGGUUUACUCCCCCGGAGUAUGACUUGAGUAAAGUGACAAUGAAGGUUGCAUUGAUUGCAGCUAAGAAUGACAAGUUAUCUACCAUCAAGGAUGUUGAGUGGCUAAGGGAACAGUUACCGAAUGUGGUCGACUACACGGUCAUGAAGAGUAAUGUAUUCAAUCACGUAGAUUACAUUUGGGGCAGGACUGCGCACAAGACAUUGUUUCCACAUAUAUUCCGACUACUGAACAAGUACAAUAAAUGAAGUUUAGUGUUGUAAGACUACUGAAGUGGUGACAUUGUGAUGCCAAAUACGAAAAGUGGUUUAGUGCGAACAAACUUUCAUAAGUACCUAGUAUUGAUGUGAAUGUGAAUUGUUUGGAUGGAUUUUUGGACAGUUCAAUUCAGGUGGGAUAGUCACUAAUUAAGUUAUUUAUAUAAGUUGCCAAAUAUACGUUAUUCUUACUUUUAAGAGAUAUUUAUUUAAUACUUGCCUAUAGUCACUAAAGAAAAUUUCAUUUUAUUUUCAAUCUUAAUA